Gongylonema pulchrum is the source of this 1826-nucleotide messenger RNA. NCBI's taxonomy places the organism in Eukaryota, Metazoa, Nematoda, Chromadorea, Rhabditida, Gongylonematidae. The record is from the annotation of a GenBank genome assembly.
AUGUUUUUAGUGUUCUUCACGUGUAGUUUUAGCUUGCCGAUUAGCAAUCCAGCAUUAACAUUUGGAGGAAAAUUUGAAACUAUAAUUGUCAGAGUUUACUUGCUUCUUAAGUACCCACCUUCUGAGCGAAAAGCGGCGAGUAAACGUGUCGAUGAUGCUGCUGAAAAUUUACUGUAUACGCUUUUUUCUGCUCUGGAACGUGGUCGAUUCGAUGAUAUUGUGGAUGAGAGGAAGUUGUACUACCAGUUUGGGCAAAAAGCUGUUGAUAUUACCAAAUUUCGUCACUUCCUGAUACGGCAUCAAACUUUAAUUUCAAUUCACGAAGCUACCAGGCUCACCGCUAUUUCGAAUGGUUAUCCAUCGUUGUUCUUCGUUGUACGUACGCCGUACCAUGCGGCAUACACGUUGCUAGCACAACUCUAUGGACGGCCUCCCGAAAGCGAUUCGAACAAUGCUGCCGGCGAUGAUAAAGAAAAUGGACAUUUCCAGAAUGGCGUAAAACCUUUGACGGGUACCGCGAAGGCAGCUAAAUUUUUCCAGAUACCUGCAGAAUUCGAACGGCCGCUCUGUAAAUUAGAUGCCGUGAUUCCACCGCUGCAACCGAAUCCGGAUACGGAUCGAGUGAUAGCUGAGCUAACAGAAAUUCGAAGCAGGAUGUCACAAGGGGAGAGUUGUUUGCGCGCCGCCGAUGAUCGUAAUAUUUGGCUUCGGGAGCCACUUUUCACGGAACUCUCCAAACCCGCCGAACCGAAAAAGGCAGCAACUGACUGUAAUGCUGGUCGUGUGCUUCUUUAUGAUCUGGGACUAAUCUCGGAAGAAAAUUAUAAAGCCGGUGAUAUUCUGCUCCUCGAUUCGUCUUCUGUCGAUGAAUUUUAUCGCGACAUGCAUCGAAUGGUAGAUCGAUCACCAACCAAGCUGCUUCAGAGUGUUCGCUUAUUUUAUGUGCGAGACGGACAACGCACAGCUGUGGAUAUUCUCAACAACGUGAUGAAUUUGCAAACCACCAGCAGUCAAUUUUGUGGUUUAUUGGCGGAACUGGGAGAAGGUGUUGAGGUGGCAACGCAUCCCUAUUGGACCGGUGAUUGGAGGACUGCAUUUUCUGCUGAACGAAUAGCAUUCACCACUCCAACAGAACGCAUCAGGAAGCAUCCAUCUUUGUCUUGUGACUGUGACCCGGCUCUUGGUGCCCUCUCUGACGAACAAAACGAACCGGAUCGGACGUUGAAUCGAGAUUUUGGUACAGUUAUUUACCUUGACGUUUCGAGUAGCUCCGGUGGCCGAGCUUUGAGCUUGUCGUCCAGCGAGGAUCGAUCAGCUGGACGAGCCAGCGGAAGUAGUGGACAGUCAAACAAAGUUAUGUCGGAGAUUCUUCCAGCGCCCCAUGCAAAGAGUCAUUCUGGCCUGGAUUCUGGCAGUGAAACGAAAGCAGCUUAUAACAUGAACUGCUGUUUUCCAGGAAGCGGCCAGAAUUUUGUAAAGCGAAGCUCUGACCAGCGUGUAUUUGUUGUUUGGUUGGAAAGAACUGAAGACAUGCACUAUUUUCCAUGCGAAGAGAUGUUUGCUGUAACUACGGAUAGUUCGAUGUGCGGUGCAAAAAAUAGCGCGCGACCGGAUUUGGUUGUAAUUUUCCUGUCACAAGUUGAAAGUGAACUUGUUCAAGUGAAUAUUGUUGGCGAUUGGACAAAGUAUGAGGUUUUUGAAAUAGCGCUUUUAUUUUGUUCUUACGCAUUUGGCUCGGUUUUGGCACUCCACAGACAGCCAAGAAGAUUUGCUUUGAGAACAGUGCACAGAGAUAAAACGAUAGCUUACAUUUCAUUGGAAUGAAA